Molecule: messenger RNA, 1217 nt
Organism: Rosa rugosa (rugosa rose)
Lineage: Eukaryota; Viridiplantae; Streptophyta; Magnoliopsida; Rosales; Rosaceae
Exons: 4
Coding region: 249-1217 (322 amino acids)
Source: RefSeq, a predicted model, not a curated record
AUUCCCAAAGUGAGUCGGCAAUUUAUAUGACACUAUGAUCCUUUAUAAUAUUUUUGAUAUUUUGAUUUUGUUUGUCUUUUUUUCUUGUUUUGAGUUUGAAUAAUAGUUCUUCUUUUUCUAACAUGUUCCUUUUGUUUUGUUGACCUUGAUAGGGAAACUUGGUGGUACAAAAGGAUUUGUGAAGGAAGGCUCACUGCUAGUAGUGUAGUGGAGAAAAAUAGAAGGUUUUUUUGUUAAAAUUUCUGGUCAUGGCUCCAUCUGCAAGCACAUCAAAAGUUGCUAGAUCUAUAGCCUUAAGGAUGAAGGCGGUGCAGAUGAAACGUUGUAGAAAAACCGUCUCUGAACCACCUAUUACUUCUCCAAAUCGUAAACCUACUACCCCCAAAAAGGCUGCAGCAAGACUGAUAGAAGCCAACAAGGCUACCUCUCCUAGGAGAAGUCCGCGAAAACAUAAAGCUACUCAGUCCAGCAAGGAUGUGUCCUCUAGGAGACGUAUGGCACCUCCUAAAGCAGUAAAUUCCAAGGUGGCUGUGGCAGCAAAGAAGUCGUCGUCCGGUCGUAAGUCUGCAAAGAGCAAGUCAUCCGAGGAUUCUGAUGAUGAUGACAACAUCACUGGUGGAUUGAGGUUGCUUAAGCGAGGGAUGGUAAGCAUGAAUAAAAUUACUAGGCGACUGAUUCGAGGAAAGAAGCUAAAGGUGAAUUCUAAUGCUGAUGGGGAGCCAAUUGGGAAGGCAGCUAAGGAGAUGCAGUCAUACAUUGGGGUGUUAGCACGCACCAAGAUCCCAAUAUCUAUAAAUGAUUGGAGAAAUGUGCCUUUGGAUGAAAAAGACAAGAUUUGGAAUAGUAUUCAGGAUGCUUAUGUGGUGCCAAAAGAAUGGAAGAAAUUGGUGAUUACAUCAGCCGGCCACAAAUGGAGAGAGUUCAAGAGCAAACUAACGAACUGGUACAUUAUUCCCUAUCUGGAUUCUCCUGAACUUUUAAAGUUCCCUCCAGAUGAUUAUCGAUCCAUUGAGGUAGAUGAAUGGAAUACGUUCGUGGCUGAUAGAACUUCAGAACAAUUUCAGGUACUCCGUGAAAAGCAGAAAAUAAAGAGGAAGGAGAAUAAGUAUCCUCAUCGAUUGUCACGGAAAGGAUAUGCUAACUUCCAAGAAGAAUUGGUCAGUAUUCGUCUUACAAUCUAUUUACAAUAUAUUUGUUAUUCUUUUCGGUUUACAUAA